Messenger RNA from Pseudomassariella vexata, 2028 nucleotides. RefSeq names its product methylenetetrahydrofolate reductase-domain-containing protein. Gene Ontology annotation, biological process: tetrahydrofolate interconversion. The transcript has a single exon. NCBI's taxonomy places the organism in Eukaryota, Fungi, Ascomycota, Sordariomycetes, Amphisphaeriales, Pseudomassariaceae. Gene Ontology annotation, molecular function: methylenetetrahydrofolate reductase [NAD(P)H] activity; FAD binding. The record is from RefSeq and is a predicted model, not a curated record. Gene Ontology annotation, cellular component: cytosol. The coding region runs from base 1 to 2028 and encodes 675 amino acids.
AUGAUGGAGAAAAUCACAGACAAGAUCGCCGCCCUGCCGGCCGAUGCGAACUACUUCUCGCUCGAAUUCUUCCCACCCAAGACCGGUAUGGGUUUCUCCAACCUCCGCGACCGUCUCGACCGAAUGGCAAGAGCUCUGCGACCGCUCUUCGUGAAUGUGACAUGGGGAGCUGGCGGCUCCACGGCGACCAAGUCGCUUGAACUUGCCGAGAUUUGUCAACGGGAGCUGAAUCUGACGACGUGUCUACAUCUUACAUGUACAAACAUGAGCCGCAAGCUUAUCGACCGUGCGUUGGAGGACGCAAAGGCGUUGGGCGUCCGCAACAUCUUGGCUUUAAGGGGUGAUCCGCCCCGAGCAGCAGAGUACAGAGACCCGAACGAGCAACCCGAGGAUGCCAUCGACGAAAGCUUUGUGUGGGCCAUUGACUUGGUGCGGUAUAUCAAAAAGACCCACGGGGACUAUUUCUGUAUUGGUGUGGCCGCCUAUCCCGAGGGCCAUGCCGAAGAGAGUCAUCCCUUGGGCCAGAGCUUGGAGCAUGACCUGCCGUACCUGGUUGAAAAGACGCAAGCUGGAGCAGAUUUCCUGAUGACCCAACUGUUUUUCGACACACAAGCGUACGACAAUUUCGAGAAGGUUCUUAGGGAACACCCGAGCGGUGCUUUUAAGACGAUACCCAUCAUACCUGGCCUGAUGCCCAUACAGAGCUACCAGAUGAUCAAGAGGACCACCAAACUUAGUCAUGCAAGAAUUCCUGAUGCGCUCAUGGCUAGGCUGGAUGAUGUCAAAAAGGACGAUGAGAAAGUCAAGAGCGUUGGUGUUGAGAUCCUCUGCGAGAUUGUGGAGCAGGUCAAGGAGAUCAAGAGCCGGACAAAUGGGCCCAAGGGUUUCCAUUUUUACACACUGAAUUUGGAGAAAGCCGUUUCCUUCAUUGUGGAGAGAACGAAUCUUAUCUUGCCCGAAGCCACCGGAGAGGAGGAAGCAGUCGCUGACGAUGACAUGCAAAUCGUACCAACAGUGACAAUCAAUGGGUCAUCUCACCAAGAGCACCUAACUUCGCUCCACGAUAGCUCGCGGCGACAAUCGUCGAUUGGAUCGGAUCCACGCAAUCGCGUCAUCGUGUCAGGCCGACCGCCAUCGCAUCCAGAGUACGAAGCAACCGCCACUCAGGCUAGCAUACCUGCUGAGCCUAUCAACACACGAGCAAAUACCCUGGCAAUCUCAGAAGGCGAAGGCACCCUUGGCCGCGAGGCCACCUGGGACGACUUCCCCAACGGUAGGUGGGGUGAUGCGAGGUCCCCAGCCUAUGGUGAAAUCGACGGAUAUGGCCCAAGUUUACAUAUGACGAACGUGCAAGCAGUCGGACUUUGGGGGUAUCCCAAGAGAUUUGAGGACAUCAGUGAUCUCUUCAUACGUCAUAUAAAGGGAGAGUUGAACGCAAUCCCCUGGAGUGAAGAGGAAUUCAACGCAGAAACAGGCACGAUCAGCCCUCUGUUACUGAGACUCAACUCGAAAGGCUGGUGGACUGUCGCUUCACAGCCCGCCGUCAACGGUCUGCGCUCAUCAGACCCUACCUUCGGAUGGGGUCCCGAAAAUGGUUUCAUAUUCCAGAAGGCUUUUGUCGAAUUCUUCAUCCCCUCGGCGGACUGGAAAGUCCUGCUGGAAAAGCUACAGAGCUCAGAGUACCAGGGCACAGUCUGCUUCUACGCCAGCAACGCGGCCAGCGAUUUCGUCUCGUCAGACGACACGGGCGGGCUGUCGGGGGAGAAAAAGCCAGCGAGCACCAAUGCGGUCACGUGGGGCGUCUUCCCGGGUAAGGAGAUUAUCACACCUACUAUCAUAGAAGAGGUGAGCUUCCGUGCAUGGAGCGAGGAGGCCUUUGGCAUCUUUGGCGAGUGGGCAAAGGUCUACGAUAAGGGUUCGGAGAGCUCGAGACUGCUCGAGGGGAUCAAGGCCGACUCGUGGUUGGUCAAUAUUAUACAUCAUGAUUACGUGGAUAAGGAUGGGUUGUGGGAUUUGUUGUUGGGGUGA